This is a messenger RNA of Selaginella moellendorffii, 1299 nucleotides long. RefSeq names its product type 2 DNA topoisomerase 6 subunit B-like. The transcript is spliced from 9 exons. The record is from RefSeq and is a predicted model, not a curated record. Bases 1 to 1299 code for a protein of 432 amino acids. Gene Ontology annotation, molecular function: protein-macromolecule adaptor activity. Gene Ontology annotation, cellular component: condensed chromosome. Lineage: Eukaryota; Viridiplantae; Streptophyta; Lycopodiopsida; Selaginellales; Selaginellaceae. Gene Ontology annotation, biological process: meiotic DNA double-strand break formation; reciprocal meiotic recombination.
AUGGCGGUGUUUGAGGCGCCAGCGCCGAUGCAAGCGGUGAUCGCGAGCGCUAUUUCUCGAUGCCGGAGUGCGAGCAAUCCUGGAGCUUUGAUUUCGGUCACUCUUUCUUGCAUCGAUGCUUGCGAUGGCGUGAAUCGCUCCAAAUUCAGCUUCUCUGUCUCGGAUACUGGUCUCAGCGUUACUGGCAAAGCGAUGGAUGAUUUUUGCCACCUCGUUGUUGCGAAUCCUCCUAUCUUGGAUCAUGCUGAAAUUCUCUGGGAUAGAGUGCUCGAGGUUUCCACCCCGGAUCCCAUCGAGAAGAAAAUGCGUAACUACCAAUUGCGAUUCACCGACGCUAGCGGCCUCCAGAUUCUAGAACUCCGACCGCAAUGGAGAGAAAAGAGAACGCUAGUGUCAAUGGACAUUGAAGGCCCGACGCUGGAAACGGUGUCAUACUUCAGGAAUUUGCUGGAGAAGUUUUCCCUUCCAAUUAUCGAAGUGUUCCUGGAAUGGCACUACGUUAAUUGUCGAGGCGAGCGCGACACUUACCAGAGUCGAGAAGUCCUGACAAAAGAACCAUCGGAGCUUGAUGAGCUUGCGACAGGCUUUGCACACUAUUUGCACAAUAGUCGCCUUUCGGAAGCAGAUCGUGUAGCUGGUAUACAUGUCAACAUUGGAAGGGGUGGCUCGGACAACAUUGGCUCUAGUCUACAUGCAUGUGUAGCUAUUACUGAACCACUGACGACGGUGUCUUCAAAAACGAAGAUUAUGUACUUCGAAGACUUUGCGUACACUCCAAUGCCUUCGGUGAUGCAGCAGUUUUUGUCGAAGGUUGACUGGAUGAAGUUUAAUCUCCCAGUACAGUCUGUCGACACAGAGACGGCUACUAUCACUUGGGAGUGUUCCAGACACGAGUCGAUUGAUCUUGUUCUCCACAAGGUCACGAAAAAUAUCCUGUUGAAAGACGUCUUGAUUUUGAUGAUGUCGUGCGUUCCAGACCUCUCUAGAUGCAUUGCAGGACUGAUUAAGUCCUCCACAGACGCAUCGUUCCAAGCCCAGUGCGCAUCACUGUUGGGAUUGCUACCGUCAGAGACUCACAAACUAGAAGGCCAGAUCAGUGACAAGCUGAGUUCAAUCGUUAUAGACACUGACAAUUCAAACUCCGGAAAACUUAUCGCCUGCGACAACUUAGCAAAAGAAGCCGGCAGUGACACUGACAACUCAAACAAGGGAAAACUAAUCACCUACGAAAACUUAGCAAUAGAAGCCAGCAGUGACACCGACAAGUCUGAUGCUGAAGACUUCUUUACAACUCCGUAA